AUGAGGAAGAACUUCAGAGAGGCGGCCAGGAGCAGCAGGUCUGGGCAGCCUGCCACGGGGGAUCCCAGCACAUCCCGCAGCAUCCCACGGCUGCAGCAAGCUGGGGCAGGGAUUGUUUAUAACUGCUUUGGAAUAAAUACCAAUCUAAAAAGAGGAACAGUCAAGUCUGAGGAUGUGUUGACUGCUCACAAAGAUUCAAAAAUAGAAUCCUCUCCUUGCUACCUGUUGACGGUAAGGAUCAUCCGGAUGAGAAAUCUCCAGCGAGUGGAUGCCUUAAGCCAGGCUGAUUGCUACGUGUCCUUGUGGCUGCCGACUGCGACGUCUGAAAGGGCACGCACGAAAACUGUGAGAAACUCUGACAAUCCAGUGUGGAACGAAACCUUCUACUUCAGAAUCCAGAGUCAGGUCAAGAACGUGCUGGAGCUCACGGUGUAUGAUGAGGAUUUUGCUACUCCAGAUGACCAUCUCCUCUGUGCACUCUUUGAUACUGCUAAGCUUCCACUUGAAAGAACAGUGAUCCUGUACUUCAAACCUAGCCCAAACGCCACGGAGGAGCUAGAGGUUGAAUUCAAAUUGGAGGUUGCAUCUGGUCCUCAUGAAAUGAUUGCUAGCAAUGGAGUGCUGGUGUGUCGUGAACUUUGCUGCUUGGAAGUUGAAGUGGCAGAGAAGACAAAGCAAAAAUCAAGUAAGAAAGAGCUUUCCCUGACUGUGAAGGGCUCCUUUGAGGGGACGCAGGAUAUCGUGCUGGGCCCCAAUGGGGUGGUCAGCCCAGCGUGUCCCACCGAGUUCCACUACAUCAAGUACGCGGAGCCAACGCUGGAUGUCAUGCUGCCAAAGAAGAGGCGCUACCACCCCUGGUCCUGUAGGUACAGCACAGAGACCGGCUCCCCAGUCGUGAUGCUGAACUCGCUGCCCAUGGGAAGGAAAACGACCAUUGCAGAGGAGAAAAGAUUUGACUUGAAUGUGACAGCAAAACCUUGCAAUUGUACAUGCCACCAAGACCUGGACAUGCGCUUUGGGUUUAACUUAUGUUCUGAAGAGAUGGCUUUCCUGGGGAAAAGAAAGAGAUAUGUAGCAAGUGCUCUCAAAAAUGUUUUUCACCUACCACAUGAUCUGCAGGAUCAAGAAGUGCCCAUCGUGGCUAUCAUCACGACAGGAGGAGGACUGAAGUCAAUGACAGGAUUGUAUGGCAGCCUCAUGGGACUCAAGAAGUUAAACCUCCUGGACUGCAUAACGUACAUCAGUGGGCUGUCCGGCACCACGUGGACCAUGGCCAACUUAUACAGAGAUGCCUACUGGUCACAGAAGGACCUGGACUCACAUAUUGGUGAAGCCCAAAAACAAGCAACAAAAUGCAAGAUGGGCUGUUUCUCUAUGGAUCGCAUGAAGUACUACAACAAGCAGCUUUGCCAGCGGAAAGAAGAGGGAUACAGGACAUCAUUUAUAGAUCUUUGGGGUCUCAUGAUUGAGUACUUACUAAAUGAUGGGAAAGACCCCCACAAGCUCUCAGAUCAGCAAGAAGCACUGUGUGAUGGCCAGAACCCACUGCCCAUCUACGUGUCGGUCUGCGUCCGGGAUAGUUACAGCACCAAUGAUUUCAAAGAGUGGGUGGAGUUCACUCCCUACGAGGUGGGACUGCUGAAGUACGGCGCGUUUGUUCGCACGGAGCAUUUCGGAAGCGAGUUCUUCAUGGGCCGCAUGUUAAAAAAGGUCCCCGAGUCCCGCAUCUGCUACCUUCAAGGUAUGUGGAGCAGUAUAUUUUCUGUGAACCUUUUACAAAUAUGGGGACUGUCCCACAGUUCAGAGGACUUCUGGAAGAGAUGGACAGAAGACAGAAUAGAUGAAGUUGAUGAGGACCCGGUGCUGCCCACGAGGCCCCACGAGCUGCGGACCCGCAUGUACACCCCGCCCGGGCCCCUGUCCAGCGCCCUGCGCGGCGCGCUCACCGACCGCUUCUCCGUGGCCCAGCACCACAACUUCCUCAAGGGCUACCAGCUGCACAACAACUACAUGGAGAACCAGCACUUCUGUCGGUGGAAAGACACUGUGUUAGACUCACGUCCCAACCAGUUGAUGCAAAGUCCUGAUCAGCUGGGCAUGAUAGAUGCUGGAUUUUUCAUCAAUACCAGCAGUGCACCACUUUUAAGGCCACAGAGGGAGGUGGAUGUCAUCAUCUAUCUAAGUUAUACUACUGGAUCACAUACAUCGUCUCUAGAUAAGGCAUGUAAAUACUACUCAGAGCAGAAAAUCCCAUUCCCAACAAUUUCUUUGACUGAUGAAGAUAAGAAAAAUCUGAAGGAGUGCUACAUCUUCCAAGAUUCAGAUUUGCCAGGAUGUCCAAUUGUGAUUUUUCUUCCCCUUGUGAAUGACACCUUCCAAGAGUACAAAGCACCUGGUGUCAAGCGCUGUUGCUCAGAGAUGGAGGAAGGCCAGCUGGAUUUGACCAGCUCCUGUUCCCCCUACUGCAUGUUCUCAGUCAGAUACACCGACGACAACUACCGCAAGCUGCUCAAUCUCAGCGAGUACAACAUCCUCAACAACUCUCAGAUGAUUAUGCAGGCCUUGCAGACAGCGAUGCAAAGGAGGAGGCAGAAGAUGUGCUGAUUCAAGUAUGAGCCGUGCAGUUUCAAUGGCACGGGGGUCAGCAGUGUGUGGGCAGGGGCAGGCGUCCUGCCCCAGCAGUGGUGCCACAGUUGUGCCAAGGACUUUGGGGAGGGCAGCAUAACACUGGAUGUGUGCGUGAACGCUACCAGAAUGGACCGAGAUGGGAUUUUGUCUCAGGAGCUAAUCACUCAAACCUCUCAACAAGGAGACGGAGCUAUGCAGCUGAAUCCUGAUGGGAAACAGUGGACUUCUCUUACAAAGAUAGAAUCCUCUCUGUGUUACUUACUGACUGUAAGAGUCAUAAGAGCAAGAAACAUCCACCAGGCAGAUGUCUUGAGCCAAACUGAUUGCUAUGUGAGCCUGUGGCUGCCAACUGCUUCAAACGACAAAUUUCAGACUAAAGCCAUCAAGAAUUGCAAAGAUCCAGUCUGGAAUGAAACCUUCUACUUCAGGAUCCAAAGUCAGGUCAAGAAUGUGCUGGAGCUGGCACUCUAUGAUAAGGAUGUGGUUACUCGGGAUGACCACCUCUUCACAGUGUACUUUGACAUAGCCAAACUUUCCCUGGGAGAGGAAGUCUUCAUGCACUUCAAGUGUGACUCACAGCGACAAGAGGAGUUGGAGAUGGGAUUUGUCUUGGAUAAUAUUUCAGGCCCUCCUGAAACCAUCAUUACUAAUGGAGUGCUAGUGUCUCGCAAAAUCUGCUGCUUAGAAGUUCAGGUGGUUGAGAGGAAAAAGAAGAAAAAAGAGAAGAAAUCAAAAAAAGAAUUCUCCUUUAAAGUGCAAGGCUCUUAUGAAGGCACCCAGGACAUUGUGCUGGGAUCAAAUCUGCUCUUCAGCUCCUCCUGUCCUGCCAAAUUCCACUAUGCUAGAUACAAGCAGCCAAUGCUGGAUGUUACACUACCAGGGAAGAAAGGACCUCCCUCCUCACACUCAUGUGUGUACGAUACAGGCUCUCCAAAUGUGGAACUUCAUUCCAUUCCAAGUGGGAAAAACAUGAUCUUAGCAGAGGAUAAAAGAUACCGUUUAUAUGCGAAGGCAGAAGACUGCCCAGACCACCUUGAUGUGCGUUUAGGAUUUGACCUCUGCAUACAGGAACAAGACUUUCUCUGCAAAAGGAAGAAUUAUGUUAUUCCUGCUCUGAAGAAGGUUUUGCAGCUGGAACAGGAUCUGCUGGACCAUGAGAGCCCGGUGGUGGCCAUCAUGACCACGGGAGGAGGGAUGAGAUCCUUGACCGCACUCUACGGCAGCCUCAGGGGGCUCAAGAAGCUCAAUAUCUUGGACUGUGCCACCUACCUGACUGGCUUGUCUGGUACCACGUGGACCAUGUCAAACUUGUACAGAGAUGCUGACUGGUCACGAAAGGAUCUCGACAAGCAAAUCAGUGAGGCUCGAAAACAUAUGACAAAAUGCAAAAUAAAUUCCUUCUCCUUGGAAUAUUUGAAGUAUUACAAAAAGCAGCUGUGCCAGCGGAAAAGAGAGGGCCGCAAAACAUCUUUUAUAGAUUUCUGGGGGCUUGUCCUGGAAUCUUUUUUGCAUGAUGGGAAAGACAACCACAGACUCUCUGAUCAGCAACGGGCCAUUGAUCGUGGUCAGAACCCACUUCCUAUCUACACUGCAGUCAAUGUCAAGAACAACUACAGCACUCUGGAUUUCAAAGAAUGGGUGGAGUUCACCCCAUAUGAGGUAGGAUUGCAAAAAUAUGGAGUUUUUGUUCGCACCGAGGAUUUUGGCAGCGAGUUCUUCAUGGGACGAUUGAUGAAGAAGGUCCCUGAAUCCAGGAUCUGCUUUUUGGAAGGCAUGUGGAGUAGUUUAUUUUCAUUCAAUGUGUUAUAUAUCUGGAAUUUGUCCCAUUCAUCAGAAGAUUUCUGGCACAGGUGGACCCGGGACCAUAUUGACAAUAUAGAGGAGGAGCCGGCGCUGCCCGCGCAGCCGCAGGAGCUGCGCACGCGGCUGGCCACGCCGCCCGGGCCCCUGGGCAGCGCCCUGCGCGCCGCCCUCACCGACCGCGUCUGCCUGGCCCAGGAGCACAACUUCCUCAGGGGCCUCCAGAUCCACAACCAGUACCUGGAGAACGCCCACUUCCGCAGGUGGAAAGAUACUGUGUUAGACACAUUUCCCAACCAGCUGACACAAUCAGAUGAAUUCCUCUCUCUGGUAGAUACUGGAUUUUUCAUCAAUACAAGCGUCAUGCCACUUUUAAAACCAGAGAGAAAGGUGGAUGUCAUCCUGCAUUUAAAUUACAGUGCAGGAUCCCAGAUACAGGCUUUGGACCAGACCUGCAAGUACUGCUCUGAGCAGGGAAUUGUUUUUCCCAGGGUGGACCUGAGUGAAGAAGACAGGAAAAAGCUGAAGGAAUGUUACCUCUUUGAUGGUGCUGAGACUCCAGGAGCACCAGUACUGCUAUUUUUCCCGCUAGUUAAUGAUACCUUCCAGAAAUACAAAGCACCAGGUCAGAAGCGCUCAGAGUCAGAGAUGGAAGAUGGCAAAGUUGAUCUCUACGGCUGCUGUUCCCCGUAUUCAACAUACUCCCUUCAGUACACUGAGAAGGCGUUCAACUGCCUGGUUCAGCUGGGUGAAUACAACAUCCUCAACAACGAGGACCUCAUUUUACAGGCCUUGCGCACAGCAGUGGCACGGAAAAGGCAGAUGAAGAAAUAA
Molecule: messenger RNA, 5262 nt
Organism: Melospiza georgiana
Lineage: Eukaryota; Metazoa; Chordata; Aves; Passeriformes; Passerellidae
Exons: 43
Biological process (GO): glycerophospholipid catabolic process
Cellular component (GO): cytosol
Molecular function (GO): calcium ion binding; calcium-dependent phospholipid binding
Source: RefSeq, a predicted model, not a curated record